Aphanomyces invadans is the source of this 1598-nucleotide messenger RNA. RefSeq lists its product as hypothetical. The transcript is spliced from 3 exons. Gene Ontology annotation, molecular function: oxidoreductase activity. Bases 108 to 1472 code for a protein of 454 amino acids. NCBI's taxonomy places the organism in Eukaryota, Oomycota, Saprolegniomycetes, Saprolegniales, Verrucalvaceae. The record is from RefSeq and is a predicted model, not a curated record. Gene Ontology annotation, cellular component: cytoplasm.
GCUUAUUGGGGACUGGACAUUCCUCGGCGCGGCUCAAGCGCGAGAAGGAAGCACAUCGUCGUCGUUCGCUGUCUCGACAGACGAUACGAAGUAACAGAGACCUCUGGAUGACUGGAAGGACUCAUCGGGGCUCCGCUGUCACCCGCGGCGUCCAUGGACCGCAGAUCCCGAACCAACCGCAUCGGGUGGUGGUGUGCGGAGGCGGCAUCAUUGGCCUCACGACCUGCUAUUACUUGGCGCGCCGAGGUCAUGAAGUUGUAUGCAUUGAGCGGGAAUCGCGGGUCGGCAUGAUGGCGUCGUACAAGAACGGGACGUUCUUCGACUCGACCUUGUACAGCAGCUGGGCCGACUUGUCGUUGUUGUACAAGAAGCACAUGCACCAAGCGAAAUCUGCCAGCAAGGAGAAGGGCUUCCGCGUUGAAGCGGCGGCUUGGAUUGACCCUGCGUUUUGGGCAUGGGGGCUCAAGUUCAUGACGAACGCCACGAGCAAGCGCGCCAAGGAGAACGGCCGCAAGAUCCGCGAGCUCGGGUUCUAUAGCCAAAGGAAGCUGCAGGAGUUGCUGCGCAUGCACCCAGAGAUCGAAGACGAGAUGGAGCCAACGGCGCAAGGGACGCUCGAGGUAUUUCAGACCAAGGAAGAGAAAGAUGACGUUCUCGAGAGUGACCGAAUCAAGCACUGCGAGGAGUUGCACUUCCCGCUGCAACCGCUCGACCCGGAUGAAGCCGCCGACAUCGAGCCCGCAUUGAAGCGCUCUGUUUUUGCUCCUGGCGCUAUUUUCUCACCCACCGGCACCAACGGCGAUGUCCACAAGACGUGCAAUGCGCUCGCGGUGCUGUGCAAGCAGCACGGAGUCAUGUUUCGCAUGAGCACAGAGGUCCAGGACAUCCUGGUGGUCGACAACCGCGCGGUGGCGAUUCAAGUUGACAACGGGGACCUCAUCGAGGGCGACAGCUUCGUUCUGGCGCUGGGAAACCAUACCGCCGCCGUCGCCAAGCUGGCCGGCGUCAAGCUCUAUGUCUAUCCAGUCAAGGGGUAUGUCCUGACCGUGCCGCACCAUCCGCAGUUCCCGUCCCUGAAAUGCAAUAUUUAUGCCGGCGGCAAUGCCCUCGUGUCGCCAUUGCGCGGCGACGGCAUCCGCAUCAGCGGCGGCGCCGACUUUGCCGGGUUCAACUACAAGAGCGACCCAAAGCGCGUCGAGUGGCUCCUCAAGCAGGCCAAGGGGGUGUUUCCCGAUGGCUACCUGGACGAGUCCCAGGUUGAAACGCACGUGUGCCUGCGGCCCGUGAGCGCCGACGACGUCCCGCUCAUCGGGCAGACGACCGUCGACAACCUGUUUGUCAACUCGGGCCAUGGGUCCAAGGGAUGGAGCUUAUCGUUUGGGUCGGCGGCCAUCUUGGCCGACCAGAUCAGCGGCCGGACCCCCGACAUCAACAUUGAAGCGUACUCGCCGUGCCGGUUUGGGUUGUUUUAGGAGAGAGAGAGAGAUCGGUGUGCGUGUGGUGUGUGCUGUACUAACUUAACUUGGCGCUGUCGGAGCUCGCUGUGAUGCGUCAAGAGGAGAUGAGUCGACCUGGUGCACGAGCGAGCGGGUCGUCGG